Messenger RNA from Trypanosoma rangeli, 1638 nucleotides. RefSeq names its product guanine nucleotide releasing protein. Gene Ontology annotation, molecular function: guanyl-nucleotide exchange factor activity. NCBI's taxonomy places the organism in Eukaryota, Euglenozoa, Kinetoplastea, Trypanosomatida, Trypanosomatidae. Gene Ontology annotation, biological process: positive regulation of GTPase activity; Ras protein signal transduction. The record is from RefSeq and is a predicted model, not a curated record. The coding region runs from base 1 to 1638 and encodes 545 amino acids. Gene Ontology annotation, cellular component: plasma membrane. The transcript has a single exon.
AUGGUGGCAGGCACCUCUGCGGGUCGGGGACUGAUACGCCUCUAUGUGCGCAUGGAAGGCCUUAUUCCUUUUGCCCUGCUUUUGGACGAUGAAUUGACUCCUGAAGCACUAGAGCACGCCGCGCGGCACUACGUGCGUGAUCGCUACGGGCCAAAGGCGGACGCGGACCAUCGGUUGGUGCGUCGCAUUAACUUUGCGGGGUCCGAUGUUCUGAUGGACUUUGCUCACACAGUGAAACCGCACUCACCGGUCAGGCCUCGUGUUGAUAAGAAGCUAACAGAACCUUCAUCUGAUGGUGUAGGGAAUGGUAUCGCCUUUGUGAAGGUGCUGCCUGCGUACCAUGACUCCAACUCCCCUGAGGCGAUUCGCGCUUCCUGCAUAAUACUACGUGCCCCAAUUUUAAAUGACGGUGCUGCCGCAGGCAUGGGGGGAGGAGGUGCUGCCGCACUUAUCCCCUCGUCGACGUAUAUGGCCUUUAUAGGGUUCCACCGUCUGGUGCUGAUGAUGACAGACCCGCGCAAUCCGCAGCGGGAUUUGUACACCCGUGUCGCCCUCUUGACGUAUCGCCAGUUUGUGACCCCGGAUGAGCUCUUGGGGCGGUUGAUUGAACGGCACGAUGUUCCGGCCAUAACCAGGCCUGGUGCCGGCGUUCGAAGCGCCUUGGAGCAGCACUGUUACCAGGAACUGCGCCGCGAGAUCCAGUCGGCUGUGUUUAGUGUCCUGGAGUUAUGGGUCAAGAGUUAUUACGAGGACUUUUCUAGUGAUGCACUACAUUCUCGUCUUCUUACCUUUGCCAGGGCAAAGGCUGAUCAGGCAGCUGCUCCCGCAGCGUUGUUGCGCCUGAUGGCGGAUGGCGACAGGACGGCUCUGUGCUAUCGUGCCCCAGCCAUGCUUUUAGGGGUGCCCCAACAGGGUGAAACACCCACCUCCGUACUGCUUCACUACUCGCCACGAGAAAUUGCCACCCAACUCACCAUUUUGACGUCCUACUUGCAUCGUCAACUCACAGGGCCGGAGUUGCUUGGACAACGGUGGGAAACGGGGGAGGCAAGUUUGAUACCAAAUUUCAUUCAGUAUCGAGAUUUUAUUUCUCGCUUCACGAACUGGGUUUCAUGCGCCGUGGUCGCCGAAAGGGACCUCACACGUCGGAGGGAAAAUGUAGCCUCACUGCUGCUUCUGUGCGAUGAGCUCAUCAAACUACGAAACUGGGAUAUUCUAGUUGCCGCGUAUAAGGGAAUGCAAGCUCCGGCGGUGGAGCGCAUGCGUCACACGUGGGCGUCUCUUCCUAAGAACGCUGUAGAACUCUCCAGUCGGCUGAAAAAACUGCUGGAUUAUGAUGCAGGGCAUAAAACCUUGAGGGAAACCAUGCGAAAAAGGAGUCAGUUACUGUUUCCAUGCAUUCCCAUAUUUUUUCAGGAGUUGAGGGAGUUGGAGGAGACCAAACGCAUCCAAGAGGGUCUCGUAAACUUUGGAUGCUGUUUGCAGCAAUAUCUUCUUUUGCAGACUCUGCUUCAAGGCAAGGAAGUAGCGGUGGAUCAUUUGGUGCCCAACAAAAGUUUGAUGGCAGCCUUUUUCUUCUGGCGCCCCGUGGAGACAUCACUUCUAAUGCAGCUCUCGAACGAGUCGGAGAAACCAUAG